Aedes aegypti (yellow fever mosquito) is the source of this 6004-nucleotide messenger RNA. Its product is annotated as golgin subfamily A member 4-like. The transcript has 7 exons. Gene Ontology annotation, cellular component: Golgi apparatus. The record is from RefSeq and is a predicted model, not a curated record. Gene Ontology annotation, molecular function: small GTPase binding. The coding region runs from base 249 to 4889 and encodes 1546 amino acids. NCBI's taxonomy places the organism in Eukaryota, Metazoa, Arthropoda, Insecta, Diptera, Culicidae. Gene Ontology annotation, biological process: Golgi vesicle transport.
AGAGAGACACCCAGAAGAUUGUCAUCUUUUCAAUCAAAAGUGGAAAAAUUUUCUUACACGUAGAUUUUCAGCUUUCUUGGUAGCUGUUUUUGUCGAAUUUGUCCGUGAAAAUCGCGAAAAGUUUGUGCAAAACGCGUCAAUCUCCGGUGUGUCGUGUUUGUGAUCGUCGCCGUUCUCGUCGGAAUGCGGUCUGCGUAAAGGGGACAUACGAAACCAGAAGACUACGACGACUACGGCAGGCAGUGAAAAUGUUCAAGAAACUCAAGGAGAAAAUCACCGAGGAGGUGAAGCAAUCGCCUCAGCGAUUUGAGCAACUGUCCAAAGGUUUACAGGCCGCUGUGAGCUCAGCUUCUUCAACUACAUCGGAGGUAUCAGGCAGCGAGAACUUUUUCAGCAUUACUGAAGAUGACACACCUCAAAAUUCACCGUUACGUAAAUCUCAAACGCUGAGCAGCACAAGUACACCGGUGGCUGAAAGUCAAGUCACCAAUAACACACUUGGCAACAAUAGCAGCAGUGCAUCGGUGGGAUCUACCACCGCCAACGCCAGCAGUGGGAAUACCAGCUUCAGCAGUGGAUCUUUCUUCGCUAAUCUAACCGGUGGCAAUGCAGCGAACAGUAGUAUCAGUAGUCACAAUAAUGGCGUAUCUCCUACCGUUAACCGUACUCGUCGUUUAUCUAACUCCUCCAUGGCGAGCGAUGUUUCCUUCCGAUUGCCAGCUUACGAUUCGCCUGCUGUCUACCAUCUUGAAACCGAUAUAGAUGUUUCUGCAAGUGAAACCGAGUCGGUUUCCGGUGCUGCUGCCUCCAACGGUCAACUGGAUCUCGUGAGCAAAGAGAAACUCUUCCAAGCCUACAAAAAGGCUCUAGAUCGAUACCAGAAGUAUCGGGAGCGAUACACUGAGCUGGCUCGUCGCUACCGGGACCUGGAAAAGGAUAACAGCAAGGCGCGAUCUGUACUGGUAGAGACCCAAGACAAAGCACUGCGAAGGAUCAGCGAGCUUCGGGAGCAGUGUUCACUCGAACAGCAAGCCAAGGCUCAUCUCGACUCGGCACUGCGGAUGGAAAUUGAUGAGCUGCAGUGCGUGGUCAAGACGCUGAAAACCAAACUAGAAGCCGUUGGUGAUGGGGUGGAUGAAACAGCGAAAGCCGAGCAAGAUUUAAUAUCCUUGUCGGCCGAUGAAGGUGGUUUGGAAGAAAGGCUGAAAGCUUUAGAAACUAAACUAAGCGAAGAGACGAAGUUGAAAGAAGCAUUGCGGCAGGAAGUCGCCAUGCUGAAGUUGCGAGAAGAAGAGCACGCACUUUCUGUAGCCGAGAAUAAGAUGGCGAUCCAUUCCGAGUUGGAAACUAAGGAAAAUGAAGUACGAAAGCUGAAGGAACAACUCCAAAGUAUUGAAAAGAAUAUGAAGCAGGUGUUGGUGGAUAAAGAUACACUAGGAAAAGAAGUUGCGGAUUUGAAGAACAAGCUGGGAGCAGCUGAGAAAAAAGUGAAGGAUCUUGACAGUACGAUCACAACUUGCAAUGAACAAAAGAACAAACUGGAAUCGAAGUUUGUGGAAUUUGAACGGAAGGUUCUAGAAUUAGAAAAGGAGAAGCAUCGUAUGAAAACGGUUACUAUCAAUUUAGAGCAAGAGAAGAAUGAGCUGUCUCUAAAUCUAGCAGAAUCAGCCGAAAAACUAGGAAAGGCACUCAAUGAGAAGGAUGCCUUGGCAGCUAAAGUCCAAGAAUUAGAGGAUUUGUCAAAGAAAUUGAGCGCCUCUGAAGAAGUUGAAAAUCUCAAAGAUCAGAUUAAAGAGCUUUCCUCAAGUAAGGAAGAGUUGCAGAAGAAAGUUGAUACUGUGCUAGAACAACUAGAAAAGGCUCAAUCUGAUGUAGCAGAAAGUGAAAAAUCUAAUGCUGAGCUUAAGCAUAACAUGCAACAACAUCAACAAACUAUUACUGAUAAAGAAAACUCUAUCGAAGAACUCCAACGCCAAAUCAAAGAACAAGAAGCUACCCAUACCGAAGAAAAGGCUAAACUGGUAUCGAUUCAAAAAGAACUAGAGGACAAGAACAAGAAGCUGAUCGAACAGGAAGAUGAGAUUACUAGACUGAAGAAAACCAUCUCCCUCGAUAGCGAGCGCCUGAUAGAGGUAACAAAGGCAUUGGAUGCUGCAAAGGAAGUCCACGAGAAAGACCGGGCGAGUAAUGAAGCCAGUUUGAAGGAAGUAUUUGAUCAGAAUAAUCAUCUCACAUCAGAGCUGAAGCAGUUCAAGGAAAAGCUAGAGAAAGUCAAUUCAAAGUUUAAGAAAAUAACGGAAGAAAAAGGAAGUCUAAAGUCGCAAAAUGAACAACUGCAAACCGACAUCAAAAAUUGCAAACAGGAGAUGAACAGUUUGCUUCAGCAAAAAGCUACUCUUGCGGAAGAAAUUAGAAAUAUGAAAAUAAUCAACGAAAAUUCCGAGUCCGAAGCGUUGGAGUCGUUGCAAGAAUCAAUGAGGUCAAGCUUAGCGCAAGCCGAGGAACGCUUGCUGGAAACGACACGAGAUUUGAAUCAAGUUAUAGAGCUCAAAUCCGAGGAAAAUAGAAAGCUCAGCGAGGAGCGCGACGAAAUGGUGGAGAGGCUGGAUGUCGUUCAAAAGGAAAAGGAAGAUUUAGCGACAGAGGCAACAACACUCAAAGCUAAGGUUGAAACACUGCGAAAUGAAAAGAAGGAUUUGGAAAAGACCCUCGAACGAGAGAUACGAGAAAAGACGGAGCUAAAAGCCCAAGUUACCAACAUUUUACAGGAGAUUGGACGAUUGGAGGAGCAACUCAAAGAUGUUAAAAAUUCCCAUUCUGCCAUUUUGAACGAAAAGCAAACAUUGGAAGAAAAAAUCGAGCGAUUACAGCGUCAGCACUCUGAAGCCAAGAGCAAAGCAGACAAAGAGAACACCCAUAAGUGGCAGACGAAAAUUAAGGAAAGUGAAACUAAACUUCAGCAAGUGGAAUGCGAAAAUUCUCAACUUGCAGAUAAGAAUUGUCUGCUAGAGGAGAACAAUCGAAGAACUGCCGAAGAGAUCAAGAAGCUUCAAGCUGCUCUGCAUGAGGCCGAAGCCGCAAUGAAACAUGAAAAGAAGAAGUGCAAGGAGUACCAUGCAAAUAUUGAAGAUUUGAAGAAAAAAUGUGAAGAAUUGGAAGAGAAGGUUAAAACUGCAACCGAACAGUUGAAUCAGUGCACUGGAGAUCAUGCCAAGCUAUUCAACGAGAAGGAACUACUUGAUCAUCAAUAUCGAUCGCUUCAAGAUCAGCUAGAAGCCAAGGAAAAGGAAAAACUCUGUGUAUUAGAUAACAACAGCUGUCUUACUGAGGAGUUAACGGCAUUGAAGGCUUCCACCCAGUCACUGGAAGAUGAGAAGCAGAAACUAACCGAAGAAUGUGAUGCACUGAAAAUAGAAAUCGAGAAGGUUCGAACAGAAAACGAAUAUUUGAAGAGCAAACAAAGCGAGUUGAAAGCUAAACUUGAGCAGGAAAAGCAGACUAUAGUGGAACAGAAUGAUGCUCUCCACAAAGAAAUAGAUUCCAUGAAGAACAGCAACCAAAAUCGAUUGACUGAACUGGAAGGACUUAUCAAAAAGGCGAACGAAGAGAAACAAUCGUUUAGUAAAAAUGCCACAGAUUUGGAGAAGAAAUUAGAAUCUUACGAGGAGAUCAAAAUCGAAAACGAAUACCUCAAUACGCUCAUUAAACAGCUGGAAGGAGAGCUUCACACAGUAAAAGAAGAAAAUUCCAAACUGCAAUCCACGCUUGGAGCAAAAGAAUCCGAAAUCAGCAGUCUAAAAGUCAAAAUAAUUCAAAUAGAAACCGGCGUUGAGGAAAAAGAUCAAGAGAUUAAAAAGCUGAUCAAUGAGUUUGUGGGCAAAGAGCACGAAUUCAAAGCCAAGAUUUUGACACUCGAGCAUGGUAAGUCUGAAGCUGAAAAGAAGGUGUCUGAACUUGCUGCAACUAAUGAAGCUGAGAAAGCGAAGAAUGUCGAAUUAACGAGUCGGAGUGCUGAUGAGCGAAAAAGUUUAGAGGAAAAACUAACAGAAGCAACGAAGGCUCAAACGGAGCUGCAAAUCGAGCUUGAACAAACCAAGACUGAACUUGAAGAUGUCAAAAGUAAGGAGCAAACCGUGCAAAGCGAUCUCGAGCAGGAGAACAAAACGAUGCGGGAACGGUUGAAUGAAUUCGAAGAAGAAGUUAGUCGAAUGAAGAAGGAACUACAGAGCGCGAAUGAGCUUAAACUGGAAAACGAAAACUAUGCGCGUGACUUGGAUGAGCUGAAAAGUGAGUUGAAUGUUGCCAUGGCGGAAAAACUGGAGCUGGUGGAACAGCACUCCAAGUUGAAGGAUCAGUUUGAUACGUUCAGUGCUGAAACAGACCAGAACGUGCAACGAUUCCACGCGGAGAUUGAACAACUGCGCCAAAAUCCCAGUAGUGCAGCGGACGAUCAACAGGAGGAACGGGGCAAGGCGCUGGAACAGAUGCGUAGCCAGAAGGAAGAGUUAGAGAACAAACUGAAGAAGAUUAUGCACGAAGUGCAGGACGUGUCCAACAGGAAUUUGUUCCUGGAGCAAAAGUGUGAGAAUUACCUGAUUUUGGAACAGUCGAAUGAGCGGUUGAAGCUGCAAAAUGAGAAGCUGUCGCGGCAGUUGGAUGAGACGUUGGUUUCAAUGCAUCAUAACGAGGGAAUUGCUGCUAAUACUGAAUUCGAGUACUUACGGAAUAUUCUGUUCCAGUAUCUAAGCGGUAACGUCACCGGAAACAAUUCCACCUUGGUGAAGGUGAUAGCUGCCGUUUUGAAAUUCACACCUCAGCAGACACAGGUCGUAAUAGAAAAGGAAGCGCAUCGCCGGUCAUUGAUGGGACAGAUCAACAAUCUUCUAUAGCAGGAAAAAGUUACCGCUGUCCAGCAGCAGUUGCUACAUCCCUCCCGCUCCAAGCACUAUCGGUACUACUAGCCGGCGUGCACGGUAACGAAAGGUUUGUGUAAAUAUAUUCUCUAUCUGUUAAUCUUUGCUGUUCCCUGGAUGUCCCCGCUCUCAUCGUGUUUGAAGAAUAACUUCCUGGAACGUGAUCAUCUGAAAUUCAGAUGAGCUGUCUCGUCUCUCAUGUUAAUCAGUCGGAUGGUUUCCCAACUGAUCGAAUGGGUAUUUGGAACACCAGAGUUGAGCAAAAGACGGAACAUCCGUGAACCGAAAACGAAAACAAAAGAUUAGUAAUGUGUUCAAUUCCAAUAGGAGAGAUGAUACAAAAAUCUAUCAAAAGAAAAAAAGGUUUUACCCGCCAUCCAAUUUUUUUGGACGGUCGCCGCAAUCGAAUGAUUGAAGAAGUUAGAUCGGUAACAAUAUAAAAUUGUAGCAAAAUAGUAAAAUUCCCAGCAACGGGUGCAAAUAGUGAAGCAGGUUAUUUUAAGGAUAACUUGAUAAAGUAAUGGUUAUUAGCUAAACAAACUACAAAAGUAUGAUAUCAGCAAAAUUUUAUAGAAACGAUUGUUUAAAACAAAAAAUAAUGCAUUAAGCUUAAAGCAAGCUACGACCUGAGGGUGCGAAAAGCCAAUUUAAACCAAUUCUCGUCUAACUAACUCAUAGAACAAACUACCUAAGAACACAUAUUAUUCAUCUUAGACUAGGGAAAAAAAAUCAGUAACUCAAGUCACACACCGCAUCAGGGUUCACAGUGCUUGUGCGUCACAUUUCCUACAACCUGAUUGGAGUGCUGUAAUCCAGAGUCCUUUACCUUUUUGCGUUUCGUGAAUGUAUUUAUCUAGGGAACCACCCAAGAAGGUUGAGCAGUUUAUUUGUUGUGCAUUUUUCGCUAAUCCUCCCCACCCUGCUGAACACCUACCUACCUGUGACUGGAUCGAUAAAGUGUAUAUGUUUAUAUUUUACUGUUAUCUAAUGCUUUUAAGAUGUAUAGUUUUUUUUAACAGAACUGCUGCGAUGCAAUACAUAUGUUUAGGUUUAAUACAGAAACAGUCGAUGGACGGAUAAUAUUUUUCUAA